AUGGAUGAUAAGAAUUUAGAGAUAAAAGUAGAAUUAAAUGUUGAUAUAAGUUGUCAAUCUUGUGUUGAUUCAAUUAGUAAAGAAUUAAGAGAAAAGCUUGAAAAUACUAAACUCGUAGAACAUGAUAUUCCAGAACAAAGAAUUGUACUUCAAGGCACAGAUUUAACACAAGACAUAUUAGAAACUAUAAAAAAUACAGGUAGAAAUGCAACAAUUUGUGGAUUAAGUAGUACAACUACAACAACAUCAACAUCACCAUCAUCAUCAACAUGCCACAAAAAACAAGAAACAGUAUCAGGAAGUGCUGUAUGUUCAUUAGGAUUAAUAGAAAAUUGGCAAAAAGGUUGUGGAGGAAGUGGUGGUGUUGGUAGUAAAGGUGUUUAUGGUGUCAUUAGAUUACUCAGAGCAAGUACAACAAAAACUUUAUUUGAAGGUAGAAUAACAGGUUUGAAACCUGGUAAACAUUCUUUAGUAGUUCACGAAUUUGGUAAUUUAAUGAAUGGUUGCGAUGAUCUUGGUGAACCAUUUAUAUCAAAUGUUGAAAAUAAUAAUAAUAAUAAUAAUAAUAAUAAUAAUAAUAAUAAUAAUAAUAAUAAUAAUAAUAAUAAUAAUAAUAAUAAUAAUAAAAAUAUAAAUAAAUGUAAAGAAAUUCUUAAUAAAAUUAUUGGGACAUCAGAUGUUAAGCAAGAUGGAAAAGCAGAGUUUAGAGUUUUAUCAGAUAAAUAUGAUUUUUGGGAUUUAAUUGGUCGUUCAAUUGUAUUACAUUCUCAAGAUUCAAAAUAUUCUCCCAUUGAAGAUCUAAAUAAUAAUAAUAAUAAUAAAAAUAUUGUAAAUAGUGAAAGCGAUAAAAUUUUAGGUGAGCGUGUAGCAUGUGGAAUAAUUAGUAGAGCUGCUUCUAUUGGUCAAAAUCAUAAAAAAGUAUGUCCCUGUGAUGGAACUACUGCAAUUUAA
Molecule: messenger RNA, 951 nt
Organism: Dictyostelium discoideum AX4
Lineage: Eukaryota; Evosea; Eumycetozoa; Dictyosteliales; Dictyosteliaceae
Gene: ccs
Product: copper chaperone for superoxide dismutase
Exons: 1
Coding region: 1-951 (316 amino acids)
Biological process (GO): superoxide metabolic process
Cellular component (GO): cytosol
Molecular function (GO): copper ion binding; metal ion binding
Source: RefSeq, a predicted model, not a curated record